GCGUGAACUGGGGAACCAUAAUGUCCCACCCCUUGCUCCCCACCACCGUCGUCCAGAUGAUCAAGUCCAACGGGAUCACGAAGGUCAAGCUGUUCGACGCCGACUCCUGGACGGUCAGUGCCUUCGCCGGGACCGGGAUCGAGCUCAUGCUCGCCAUCCCCAACGAUAUGCUUAAGCGUAUCAGCAGCGACUACAGCCACGCCCAAGAUUGGGUGAAGGAGAACGUCACCAAGCACGAUUACGACGGAGGAGUCAACAUCAAGUAUGUUGCCGUAGGCAAUGAACCUUUCCUAAGUAGCUACAAUGGCUCCUUCAUGAAGACCACAUUCCCUGCGCUCAAGAACAUCCAGAAGGCGCUCGACGAAGCCGGCGUCGGAAACCGAAUCAAGGCCACUGUCCCCUUGAAUGCCGACGUCUACAACUCCCCGGAAAGCAACCCGGUGCCGUCCGCAGGAGACUUCCGCGGCGACAUCCACAGCCUCAUGGUCGACAUGGUGCGCUUCAUGCACUCCAAUGGUGCUCCUUUCGUCGUCAACAUCUACCCUUUCCUCAGCCUCUACCAGAACCCGGACUUCCCAAUCGACUUUGCCUUCUUCGACGGCGGAGGGCGCAACCUAAACGACAAGGGCCACCAGUACACUAACGUGUUCGACGCUAACUACGACACGCUGGUGUGGUCGCUGAAGAAGGCCGGCGUGUCCGACAUGAAGAUCAUAGUCGGGGAGGUCGGCUGGCCGACCGACGGCGACAAGAACGCCAACACCGAAAACGCGAAGAGGUUUUACGACGGAUUCUUGAAGAAGAUGGGGCAAAACGAGGGGACGCCGAUGAGGCCCGGGCACAUGGAUGUCUACCUGUUCGGCCUGAUCGACGAGGACAUGAAGAGCGUUCUGCCGGGCAACUUCGAGCGGCACUGGGGGAUCUUCACCUACGACUGCAGACCCAAGUUCCCGAUGGACCUCUCCGGCAAGGGGAAUGACAAGUACUUGAAGCGCGCGACCGGCGUGCAGUACUUGCCGGAACAAUGGUGCGUUCUAAACCCAGACGUGAAGCAGCUGAGCGCGAUGGGGCCCAACUUGGACUACGCCUGCUCCCUGUCCGACUGCACCGCGCUGGGCUACGGCUCCUCCUGCAACGACUUGGACCGCGGCGGCAACGCCUCUUAUGCCUUCAACAUGUACUUCCAGAUGCAGGACCAGGACGUGAGGGCGUGCAACUUCGAGGGUCUUGCGGUCAUCACCACCAAGAACGCGUCGCGCAACGGCUGCCUGUUCCCGGUGCAGAUCGUCAGCGCCGCCCCUCCGGCUGCCGUCGCCACCGCCCGAGCGCUGCUGGUGGCAGGAAUUGCCGCAAUUCUGCUUUUGUGA
Molecule: messenger RNA, 1367 nt
Organism: Musa acuminata subsp. malaccensis (wild Malaysian banana)
Lineage: Eukaryota; Viridiplantae; Streptophyta; Magnoliopsida; Zingiberales; Musaceae
Product: glucan endo-1,3-beta-glucosidase 8-like
Biological process (GO): carbohydrate metabolic process
Cellular component (GO): plasma membrane
Molecular function (GO): hydrolase activity, hydrolyzing O-glycosyl compounds
Source: RefSeq, a predicted model, not a curated record